UUGUGCAAAAUUGACGUGUUUUUUUUAAUAAAAAAAAAUUAAAAAGUUAAAAACUAAUGGAAAUUGAGCAAACGAACGAAGAAGAAUCUCCCGUUUCAGAGCAGCAACCAUCCAGUGAAGAGUCACCAAUAGUUGAACCGUCUCAGGAGUCUUUAGUUUCAUUCGAGGAGCCAUUCUUUGAGGAAGAUGAUGAUCCACCAGAUGAAGGCAACGUCGUACAUUUGUGUCCUUAUCGAGCGUUUUGCUCCCAGUCAACGAUCGUGGAUGAGUCGGAAGAGUUUCCCGAACCGGUCGAUCCGGAACAGCGACUGGUCGACGUUGAGGAACCGGAACGAAAACGAAGCUUUGAGCAGUUCUACUUAGCGGAAUGUCACAAGUACGGUGUCACACCGCUUAACUACAUGCGAAAGAUUUUCGAACAGGUGGACCAGAAUGCGGUAGAAUCCGUAGAAAUCGAUCUGAAUCGCUUUGGAUGCAGCAAUCUACAAGUCCAAAUAAUCCUGGAUUGCCUAGCCCAAGCCUGUCCAGAUCGACUGCACCGAAUCGUCUUGGACGACAACCAACUGAUGAACGUUCCGCUGGCCGUCAGUUUGGCGAAUCUCCUGCAGGAAACACAGAAGAUCUGCGUGUUGAGUUUGGUUCACUGUCACCUGAAUGACGAUGAAGUUGUGUUUACUUUGGCGGAAGCACUACCGACAUCUAGCGUACAGUGGCUGAACCUGUCUCGCUGUCAGUUGAGUGACCGGGCAGGGGUUGCUUUGUUUCGAGCGCUGACACUUUCCGACUGUAUUCGGACCGUCGAUGUCAGCUGGAACCGAUUGGAACAUUCCAGUGGAGUUGCGGCUGGUCGGUUCCUGGCGGAGAACACGGCCGUUCUAGAGCUAAAUCUGGAGGGGAACCAUCUGUAUUUGGAAAACGAGUGCAUUGUUCCUUUUUUGGAGCAAUUGGCACAGAAUGUGACGUUGAAGAAGCUGAAUCUGGCAUGGAAUGCCUUGCGAGGAGUUCUGUUUGCUGAGAAGCUACGCAGGGCCAUUAUCAAAAGUGGGCUGGAAGUGAUAAACCUGGAAAUGAAUUAUUUGCGCUCGGUUGAAGCGGAAAACUUGCUGACUGUCUUCCGUAAGUGCGAGUUGUUGAAGGAAAUUUAUCUUGGUGGGAAUUUUUUCUCCGUGGAUGAGUUGAAAGAUCUGGUCAAGGCUUUUGGCGAAAAUCCGAACAUGAAGAUUCUGUCACUGGGAACGUAUCAAUUCGUGGACAAAGUAACUGGCCGGCUUUCGAAACGUUUUAUGAAACGUGAUCCAUCAAAGCUCAUAAUAUUCCAAGGGAUUCUGCUGGCAAACCCACCCCGUCCGGUGGACUUUCCGGAGAUGCUUCUGGACCGUUGUCGCUAUCUAGGUUUUAAGCCGAAAAAGAAAAAGCGCAAACGAGAUCUUGGUCAUCUGAUGUUACAGUUUCAACUCUUGGAGGAUCCGCUUCUGUCGAGAGAUGAUUUCAAACUGAACCUAAAGAAAUUUCGCCUAAAGCUGGACAAAAGCCUGCUGCAAACACUGAUGGAAACGUUUGCCGACCGGAAGCUAGUAGACACCGCUACAAUGGCUGCCAAAUAUUUGGAAAAGUAUCCCACGGAACCACCUCCGGAGAAAAAGAAAAAGGCCCGUAAAGGAAAGAAAGCGAAUGGGAAAAAAGCUAACAGAAAAAAGAAAUAAUUUUUUGCCAAUAAAAAGUUUGUUCGU
Malaya genurostris is the source of this 1730-nucleotide messenger RNA. RefSeq lists its product as uncharacterized. NCBI's taxonomy places the organism in Eukaryota, Metazoa, Arthropoda, Insecta, Diptera, Culicidae. Gene Ontology annotation, cellular component: nucleus; perinuclear region of cytoplasm; cytosol. The record is from RefSeq and is a predicted model, not a curated record. The transcript is spliced from 3 exons. Bases 57 to 1703 code for a protein of 548 amino acids. Gene Ontology annotation, molecular function: small GTPase binding; GTPase activator activity. Gene Ontology annotation, biological process: activation of GTPase activity; nucleocytoplasmic transport.